UUUCUCCUUGCCAAGCUUCACCUAAACUCGAUGAUCGGGAAAAGGUCCAAAAAAGCACUGCGGACUUCACUCCACAAUCUUGCAACUGGUUCAAACGCCUAUGACUCUGUAUACGAAGAUGCGAUGCUUAGGAUUGAAGGGCAACUCCAUGAUCAAAGAGAGCUGGCAAAGGAAGCAUUGGCCUUUCUCACCUGCACCAAGCACCACUUUUCAAAGCUGGAUUUGGAAAUGGCACUCGGUGCAGAGUCUGGAAAUUCAGACAUUGAUCCAGACAACUUCCCAGAUAUUUAUGACGUUGUAACCGCGUGCGCUGGACUUGUCACAGUCAAUGAAGAAAGUGACACUGUCGGGUUAGCCCACUACACCACACAGGAAUACCUUGAACGAACACAACAACGCUGGUUCCCAGACGCGCAAGCCCUCAUUACAGACUCAUGUCUCUCCUAUCUCUACUUUCUCUCAUCUGGAGAUUGCUGGACCGUUGGGUUGGAUACAAUGUGGCAAAGUAGCGAUUGGUGUGUUUACAGUGCGAAAAAUUGGGGUUAUCAUGCUCGCCAGGUACCCGCU
This is a messenger RNA of Bipolaris maydis ATCC 48331, 567 nucleotides long. The record is from RefSeq and is a predicted model, not a curated record. NCBI's taxonomy places the organism in Eukaryota, Fungi, Ascomycota, Dothideomycetes, Pleosporales, Pleosporaceae.